GAAGCGAUCACGAGGCGGCUUUUGUUGACAUCAAGAUAAAGCCACACAGAAACCCAGAAGAAAUUGCAUCAAGUGAGACACAUUUAGCAGUGCGAAGAAUGUGGUUACUUGACCAGACAAAAGAGGAGGAUUGGCAGAAUUAUAGAGCAACAUUGUGGAAGCUCGUAGAUAGCAAAAUUCCGUCCUUUCUAAAGGAACCCCCUAAAUUAGUGAUAAAAUAA
Molecule: messenger RNA, 221 nt
Organism: Dentiscutata heterogama
Lineage: Eukaryota; Fungi; Glomeromycota; Glomeromycetes; Diversisporales; Gigasporaceae
Source: the annotation of a GenBank genome assembly